AUGGGCAAAUUACCAGUUCCAGUAGAGACUUAUCCAAUCAUUGCCAUCAUUGGCGGUGCCAUCGGCGGUGCUGGAUGGUACUUGGCUAGAUUAGCACAAGGACCAGAAGUUGUCUGGGACCGUAAAAACAACCCACACCCAUGGCAGGACAUCAAGCCAGGCCAGACCACGAAACUCCUCAACUACAAUGAUCAAGUUGGUACUGAAGGCAAGUGGUCACGUAACCGUCUUUAG
Molecule: messenger RNA, 234 nt
Organism: Wallemia ichthyophaga EXF-994
Lineage: Eukaryota; Fungi; Basidiomycota; Wallemiomycetes; Wallemiales; Wallemiaceae
Product: NADH dehydrogenase 1 alpha subcomplex subunit 4-like 2
Exons: 5
Coding region: 1-234 (77 amino acids)
Source: RefSeq, a predicted model, not a curated record